AUGACGACCUUCGAGCCCUCACUUAGCACUACCAUGCGCGCUUCCUCGCACGAUGCGCCGUCCAUGGCCGACCAACUACCCAGCAUCAAUUUCGGAUUCGACGACUUGCGCAGUCGCAUGAACCAGUUCACUACACGAUUUGACGCCUUUAUCGAGAACGGACGAAGACGAGUGCUCGAAGAACGCAACCAGUUUCGCAUGAACGUUGCAGAACUCCAUGAGGACCAACGCAUGAAGAAGCGCGACAUUGAGAUUCUCGAACUCAAGACAGCCCAGCACAGCCAGACUCUUUCCAAGGAAUCCCAAGAAACAUCUGAGAUGCAAGAGGCCAUCUCCGCCCUUACCCUCCAGCGCGACGAGCGCUUGGCGCAUCGCGACAGCCUCCGCACACAGAUUGCUGAAGUGCAAAAGACCAUCUCCGCACGCCGCGAAGCCCAACUCAAGCACCGCAGAUACCUCGAUGGCCAGAGCCGGUACAACGAGCCGGAACUCGACUUCUGGGAAAACUAUCUGGGACUGAGAAUCGAGGGACUUGGCAAGGACGAUCGACUCAAGUUUGUGUAUACCAACGUCGACGAACGAGAGUGGGAUCGUGAGGCGUGGUUUGAGCUAGACACUAGCGAACGCGACUACAGAGUGUUAGAGAUGCGGCCCAAGGUUGAGCGCGAAGAAGUCGAGACAGUUGUGGAGAGACUCAACGAGACACGCGAUCUAGCAGGCUUCCUAAAGGGCAUGCGCGAGUUAUUUGUGGAAGCUUGCAAGUGA
This is a messenger RNA of Alternaria burnsii, 765 nucleotides long. RefSeq lists its product as uncharacterized. The transcript has 2 exons. Gene Ontology annotation, biological process: chromosome segregation. The record is from RefSeq and is a predicted model, not a curated record. NCBI's taxonomy places the organism in Eukaryota, Fungi, Ascomycota, Dothideomycetes, Pleosporales, Pleosporaceae. Gene Ontology annotation, cellular component: Ndc80 complex. The coding region runs from base 1 to 765 and encodes 254 amino acids.